CCCACAGGGACCGAACGAGGAGGCGGUGGUGGACCAGGGGGGAACCAGCUCGGUCCUCAACAUCCACUAUGAGAAGGAGGAGCUAGAAGGUCACAGGACUCUGUAUGUGGGGGUGCGGAUGCCCCUGGGGAGACAGAGUCACCGACACCACCGACCCCAUGGGCAGAGGCACCGCAAGCGGGAGAGAAUGAGGGGCACAGCGCCAGAGGAGGGUCCCUCUCACGACACCCCAUCCCAGAGAGUCCAGUUCAUCCUGGGCACGGAGGAGGAUGAGGAACACGUUCCCCAUGACCUGUUCACCGAGCUGGACGAGAUCUGUGUCCGUGGGGGCAAGGACGCUGAGUGGAAGGAGACAGCCAGGUGGCUGAAGUUCGAGGAGGACGUGGAGGACGGUGGAGAGCGCUGGAGCAAGCCCUACGUAGCCACGCUCUCGCUGCACAGCCUCUUCGAGCUGCGCAGCUGCAUCAUCAACGGCAGCGUCCUGCUGGACAUGCACGCUGGGAGCAUCGAGGAGAUCGCAGACAUGAUCCUGGACCAGCAGGAGGGGUCGCUGGACGAGAGCGUGCGGGUGAAGGUGAGAGACGCCCUGCUGAAGAGGCACCACCACCAGAUCGAGAAGAAGAGGAACAACCUGCUGCCCAUGGUCCGCUCCUUCGCUGAGGCCGGCAGGAAGCAGUCGGAGCCCCACUCCCUGGACAAGAGUGGUCAGACUUUGUCCCCUCAGGCACCCCCAGCCACCUUAGAGGUAAAGAACGGGGUCAACCAGGAGAGCAGCCAAGUGGACCUGAGCAAGGUAUGGUACCCCAGCUGCCAUCUCAUGCCAAGAUGGUUAGAGCUGGGAUUAAGGUUAGGACUGGGGUUAAGGUUAAGGUUAGGACUAAUGGUAAAGAUUCAUAUUAAAGUUAGGGCUGGAGCUGGAGUUAGUUUAAGGUUUGAGCUGGGAUUAAUGUUAAGUUUUGCUGUUAAUUGCUCUUCAUUGGUGUUAAUCGUCCUUGACUGUGGCAGGUUCCUGUUCAUCUUGCUGGGACCAGAUGGGAAAGCACAGCAGUAUCAUGAAAUUGGGAGAUCCAUGGCAACCAUAAUGACUGAUGAGAUCUUCCAUGAUGUGGCAUACAAGGCGAAAGACCGUAGUGACCUGCUGGCGGGUAUCGAUGAGUUUCUGGACCAGGUGACAGUUCUGCCCCCGGGAGAGUGGGACCCCUCCAUCCGCAUUGAGCCCCCCAAGAAUGUCCCCUCACAGGAGAAGAGGAAGAUGCCAGGGAUGCCAAAUGGAAUGGCGUGCCAGGUGGAAGUGGAGCCCCACGGAGAGCACCAUGGCCCUGAGCUGCAGAAGACUGGAAGUGCCAUUGAGUCCCUGCUGGGCGCCUCCAUGACAGGCAUCGCUUAUUCCCUGUUUGCUGGGCAGCCACUCACCAUCCUGGGCAGCACAGGUCCGGUCCUGGUCUUCGAGAAGAUCCUCUUCAAGUUCUGCAAAGACUAUGGCCUCUCCUACCUGUCACUGCGCACCUGCAUCGGGCUCUGGACUGCCUUCCUCUGCCUCAUGCUGGUUGCCACGGACGCCAGCACACUGGUCUGCUACAUCACGCGCUUCACAGAGGAGGCCUUCGCUGCCCUCAUCUGCCUCAUCUUCAUCUAUGAGUCCCUGGAGAAGCUGCUGCACCUGGGGGAACUCUACCCCAUCAACAUGCACUCCGACCUGGACAAGCUCACCCUCUACUACUGUAAAUGCACAGAGCCUGACAACCCCAGUAACCAAACUCUUCAGUACUGGAGCGAGAGGAACAUCUCGGCCUCCUAUGUGCCCUGGGCAAACCUCACUGUCACGGAGUGUCUGAAGCUCCAGGGAGAGUUCGUGGGGACAGCCUGUGGACACCACGGUCCCUACACCCCGGAUGUCCUCUUCUGGUCUGCCAUCCUCUUCUUCUCCACCUUUGCCCUGUCCACCUUCCUCAAGCAGUUCAAGACCAGUCGCUACUUCCCCACCCGGGUAAGAUCUCUCGGGGCUCGUCUCAGACGUACCAUUGACUUCCUGAUGAGCAUGCCCUCUUCCCCCCUCCUUGCUCCCCCACAGCCGACCCGGGACGACCGUGGCUGGAUCAUGAAUCCUAUCGGCCCCAACCCUUGGUGGACAGUGGUGGUGGCACCGAUCCCUGCGCUGCUCUGCACCAUCCUGAUCUUCAUGGACCAGCAGAUCACCGCCGUCAUCAUCAACCGCAAGGAGCACAAGCUGCUGAAGGGCUGCGGUUAUCAUCUGGACCUGCUGAUGGUGGGGUUCAUGCUGGGCAUCUGCUCCAUCAUGGGUCUGCCCUGGUUCGUGGCGGCCACCGUCCUGUCCAUCUCCCACGUCAACAGCCUGAAGCUGGAGUCGGAGUGCUCGGCACCGGGAGAGCAGCCCAAGUUUUUGGGCAUCCGGGAGCAGCGGCUCACUGGGCUCCUGAUCUUCGUGCUGAUGGGCUGUUCUGUCUUCAUGACCGGGGCUCUGCAGUUCAUCCCCAUGCCAGUGUUGUACGGAGUGUUCCUCUACAUGGGUGCCUCAUCUCUAAAGGGAAUUCAGUUCUUCGACCGCCUGAAGCUCUUCGGCAUGCCGCCGAAGCACCAGCCGGACUUCAUCUACCUGCGCCACGUGCCCCUGAGGAAGGUGCACCUGUUCACCCUGAUCCAGCUCACCUGCCUGGUCCUCCUGUGGGUCAUCAAGACCUCGCCGGCCGCCAUCGUCUUCCCCAUGAUGGUGCUGGCCCUGGUGUUCAUCCGCAAGCUCAUGGACCUCUGCUUCUCCAAGCGCGAGCUCAGCUGGCUGGACGACCUGAUGCCCGAGAGCAAGAAGAAGAAGCUGGACGACGCCACCAAGAAGGCGAAGGCCGAGGAGGAGUCCGAGAAGAUGCUGGAUCACGGGGAGGAUAAGGUGGUGCAGAUCCCCAUGGAGAGCAGCCAGCUCCUGCACAGCCCCCAGAAGAAGAGCAACAGCUCCAGGUGUGACCCAUCAGACAUUAAUAUCUCUGACGAAAUGUCUAAAACAACAGUGUGGAAAGCUCUCAGUAUGACCCCUGACAGCUCAGAUCUCAAGGACGACCCCGUUUCCACCAAAAAGGAAUGACAGUAACUGAAGUGCGGAGCUGUGUCGGGACCCCCCCGAGGCAGGGGGACUCAGGGACAAGAGGAGCUCGGCUCAGACAGUCUCAGCCAGGAUGGUCAACAGCAGGGAUGACCCCCCUCUCCCCCCCUACCCAACCUCCACACCAUGAUCUUUGGAUUAACAUCUUUACUACCCUACCCUUCCCCAACUGACCCCCCCGCCUUAUCUCUAAAUUUAUCCACUUUUCCUCUUCUGGGUGGGGGAGUGGGAGGUCCUCAUCACCCCAGACAGAGUGGGACUGAGGUGCAGUUCUACACUCAGUCCUUCGAACCCAGAGCCAGGCGCAUGCGGUCAGGCCAUCACAGUGACAUCCCAUCGCUGAUCAAAUGGCAAAAAAUAUACUGGUAACAUUAGGAUUGUGUUUGUUCCAUGAGAAACUGAACAGGAACACAAUGGCACCCUUUUCCAGGUUAUUAUUUUUCUAUGUAUAUAUUUAUACUUAUUAUUUAUUCUGUUUCAAGAUGUUUUAAUUUCUUAACAACUGCUAGCAGUAGUCCAGCAGUUUUUUUCUUUAUUAUGUUGUUGUCAGCACAAGCGUGUUUAUAGUAUUUAUAUUUUUGUUUAUUUUUUAUUUAUUUAAAUGAACUUUAAAUGGAAUCAAUAACUCAUACAGUACGAAGGUGUCAUCAUAUUUACCAUGGGACUUUACAGUCACUGUUGUCUGUUUUGUGCAGUGUAAACCAGUAACGUAUCCUUUAAGCAAAAUACUGUAGAUGGGGAUGAAAGACUAUCUGUGAGGCAACAGGUUCAGGGAAUCUCCAGUAAUCUAACCCUAAAGCUGGACUGUCUCUGGAGCAGAAGACCUGGGGUAACCUGCCUUUGGAGCAGGUUAUCUGUGGCCAUGUCCACCACCACAAGUCUUUCUUGCAGCUAUUCCUCUUUUUUUUUUUUCAACAAAUCAGUGGCAGGGUCAAUUAAGAAACUUGCAAUUAAGCAAUUAAACAUUUAAGCAAUUAAGCAAUUAAGCAUGCACACACACUUUGCAGGUACAAUACACAUCCUGUACUGUAGUCUUGAGAAAGCAAUAUCUGCUGAGCAGAUUUUAUGUCCAAUAGUCAGACCCAUAGUGGUGAGGUAGUGUGGAAGGGUGGUGAUGCAACAGUGUGGAGUGGUGGUGAGGCAGCAAUGAGGUUGGUGGUGAGGCAGCAGUUUGGGGGGUGGUG
This is a messenger RNA of Lepisosteus oculatus (spotted gar), 4296 nucleotides long. The record is from RefSeq and is a predicted model, not a curated record. NCBI's taxonomy places the organism in Eukaryota, Metazoa, Chordata, Actinopteri, Semionotiformes, Lepisosteidae.